AGUUGGUGUCCUGCCGGAAGAUCCUGACGCCAACCCUCACCAACAGGUCCUCAAACUGGGCCCCAGUCAACCUGAAGUACCGCUGAAAGUGGCUAUCAUCCAGACGGAGUUCCUGGAGGAGGUGGUGAAACUCGCCGCGCUGGAUGCGCUAAUGCAGGAUAGGGUGAACCCAAAAACGACGGCGUUUGGCCCUCCGACGCAUCUGGGACUUCCAGAGCAGGUACAAAGCAGCGAUGGUGGUUAUCUCAGCCAUGGUCAUCAGUGACGUCUUGACACCCUGACGUCCAGGUGUUGAUGCCGAGAUGGAGGAGAAACUUAUCAUUGCGGUGCGCGGCUACCCGGAGCUAUAUGAUACUAUGUGUCUACUCUGCAGAGACCGCAACAAAAAGGAGCAGGCUUGGGUGAAAGUCGCCGAGGAGACUGGUCUACUUGGUAUCUGAGAUACAUAUCCUGAAGUGUCAUUAGAGCGGAUCGAAGAGCCACAGCCCCACCAGCAACUGUAUUUCCCAGGAGCACGGGUGGUUACACAAAAAGAUCUUCACUCAGGCGUCAGACUCAACACAAAUCGAGUGAUGGAUGUGCUUUGAAAGUGUGACAGAGUGAUGGUGGCAGGCUGAGCCCAGUGAUGUGAGUGGACCAGUAAAGAUGACCCUGUUGGCGGGCGAUGGCUCCGACUAUGACUACAGUGCCCUGAGCUGUGCCUCUGACUCCUCCCUCAACCCACCUCCCCUGCAUGAGGAGGAGGCUCAAAAGGGGGCCUUCUACAACCGGGCGCAGCGUGCCCCUGAGCUCAGCUCCCUCCAGGAUGACACACCUCUGUCCAGCGCCCGCAAACUCCACGCCAUCAUCAAUGUGGGUGGCCUGCGCUACCAGCUCCCCUGGACCACCCUAGAGGACUUCCCCCUGUCUCGCCUGGGCCAGCUGCACCUCUGCAGCAGCUUUGAUGAGAUCAUGCGCAUCUGCGAUGACUAUGAUGUCACGCACAAUGAGUUCUUCUUCGACCGCAGCCCCUGUGCCUUCCGCACCAUCCUGACCUACCUGCGUGCGGGGAAGCUGCGGUCCCUCAGGGAGAUGUGCGCCCUGUCCUUCAGGGAGGAGCUGCUCUACUGGGGGGUCCCUGAGGAGAGCUUGGAGUGGUGCUGUCGCCGGCGAUUGCUGCAGCGCGUGGAGGAGUUUGAGGCGAUGGAGAGAGCAGAGGAGGAGGAGGAACUCCUGGAGAAUCUGUUGGAUUCAGACAGUGGCCACAGGGAGCAUGCAGCAGAGUCCAAGCUCAAUCGGUGCAUGAGCAAGCUGAGAGACAUGGUGGAGAGGCCUCACUCGGGCCUGCCGGGCAAGAUCUUUGCUUGCUUGUCAGUGUUGUUUGUCACCAUCACUGCCAUCAACCUAUCCAUCAGCACCAUGCCUGCCAUGAGGGAGGAAGAGGAGGCGGGCACAUGUUCCCAGAUGUGCUACAACAUCUUCAUAGUGGAGACGGUGUGCGUGGCCUGGUUCUCCCUGGAGUUCACCCUGCGCUUCAUCCAGGACCGCAGCAAGCUGGCCUUCCUCCGGCAGCCCCUGAACCUGAUAGACGUGGUGGCCAUCCUGCCGUACUACAUCACCCUGGUGGUGGACAGCACCUCCAAAGGGGAGAAGCGUCUGGGCUCCGGCAGCAGCUACUUGGACAAAGUGGGCUUGGUGCUGCGCGUCCUGAGAGCCCUGCGUAUCCUGUACGUGAUGCGGCUUGCUCGCCACUCCCUGGGCCUGCAGACUCUGGGCCUGACAGCACGCCGCUGCACACGGGAGUUCGGACUGCUCCUCCUCUUCCUGUGUGUGGCCAUCGCACUGUACUCCCCCUUGCUGUACUUAAUUGAGAACGAAAUGGCCACCACGCAGGAGUUCACCAGCAUCCCUGCUACCUACUGGUGGGCUGUCAUCACCAUGACGACAGUGGGCUAUGGGGACAUGGUGCCGAGGAGCAUCCCGGGCCAGGUGGUGGCUCUGAGCAGCAUCCUGAGCGGGAUCCUCCUCAUGGCCUUCCCCGUCACCUCCAUCUUCCACACCUUCUCGCGGUCCUACGUGGAGCUGAAGCAGGAGCAGCAGAGGCUGCUGCAGAGGAGGACACACUUCCUGCUGCGGAGCCGCAUUGCCGGCCUGGGCAGCAACCUCUCCUUGGAGAGCGACAUGCUCUUCCCUAUAGGGUCAGACGCCAGAGACUUGGAUGACUGAGACUGUUGGACAGGGAGGGACAUAGAAAAUGGGAGUAGGGCAGAAAGAGAAGAGGAGGGAGGCUACAAAUGAGACUGAAGAGGAGAGUGUGAGAGAGAGAUCCUCUCAGAGGAAAACAGGGGUGAGGAGGAGGGAAUAUAAAGUCUCUAUAAACAAGAUACAGAGAAGAAAAGGGAUUAUUUUUCUUCCCAGAAAUGCAGCCGUGCUGUGUAGCAGUGUACUUUUGGAUAAACAUGACAGAGAGAAGAAGAGGAGAGGAUUAGUAUAAGUAUUAAAUAAAUGUUUCCAUCAAAACUGUAUUAUCUGUGGAUAAAAUGCAUCAAACAGUUGUCACACAAUAUCAAACACAAGUCCAAUUUACAGGAAGAAAAACAAGAAACCUCAAAGUAUUUGAGUGUAACAAUGAACUAACGUAUUAUUGAAAUACAUUGUAAUUCAGACAUGAAAUAUGUUAUAUCCUCCUGAGACUCAGCUACUGUUUGGCACACAUUUGUAAUGUCCGUAUUGUAAAUUCAAAAUGGUGGAAAAUCUAUAUAACUGGAAGUUAUGGGUUCUUGAGGCAAAUUUGUUCCUCAUGAGGAGAGGCAUCUCUGUGCAAAGUUUCAUGUCUCUACGACAUACGGGGCAUGAGAUAUGCCCAUUCAAAGUUUGCAAUUUCAAUCAGUUGCUAUAGCGCCCCCCUUUGGCCAAUUGAUGUAAUAUUGCUUCAUUGGCAUCCUCCCAUGACCCUCUACCACUGUGCCAAAUUUCACAUGGAUUGACCAAGUCAAAACAUGGAACAGACACACAGACAGAGUUUUCGUCAUUAUAUAGUAAGAUGAAGUAUAAAGGUGCAGGAAACCCAAAAUGUGACGUCCUCAUGAGAGGACACAGGGUCUCAGGAGGACAUGACAGAAGAAAUAACUAAAGAUCACGACUCACUUAUGAUCCAAUGACAUAGUAAUGAUGUUUUUCGCAUCUGAUUUCUUCUGAGGUUUUAUUGGUGUCAUGUGCUCUGGAGAGUGAACCAGUGUCACUUAAUGGAAGAUGAUCUCUGCUUUUGUUAAGUCCCAAAUGCUAAAACAUGACCCUUCAUAAACUGAUUAUUUCCUGAGUGACUGUGCAAACUGAGAAUUAUGUCCCCUAAUAUCCCUGCCCGUAUCCACAUAUUAAUUAUGAUGUAUUAAUUGUCCUUCUUCUACUCCUUGAGGUUCAAUAUGCAAUUUUUGGGACACAUUUUUUGGAGAUAUUAUUAUUAUUAUUAUUAUUAUUGUGCUUGUAAUUACUGCAGUCGCUGUCCAUAGCUGUUUCUAAUUAUUAUUUCUCUCCUUAAAGUGGAUUUAAAUGGAAAUCUGUCUGUGUCAUUGUCGCUUCUCCUUUGAACUUAAAGCCGCAGAGGGAAAUUGUUUCG
Messenger RNA from Epinephelus moara (kelp grouper), 3595 nucleotides. It is a transcript of the gene kcng1, whose product is annotated as potassium voltage-gated channel, subfamily G, member 1. The coding region runs from base 646 to 2205 and encodes 519 amino acids. Gene Ontology annotation, cellular component: membrane; voltage-gated potassium channel complex. Gene Ontology annotation, biological process: potassium ion transmembrane transport; regulation of delayed rectifier potassium channel activity; protein homooligomerization. The record is from RefSeq and is a predicted model, not a curated record. Gene Ontology annotation, molecular function: delayed rectifier potassium channel activity. NCBI's taxonomy places the organism in Eukaryota, Metazoa, Chordata, Actinopteri, Perciformes, Serranidae. The transcript has 4 exons.